This is a messenger RNA of Cladocopium goreaui, 7629 nucleotides long. Lineage: Eukaryota; Dinophyceae; Suessiales; Symbiodiniaceae. The record is from the annotation of a GenBank genome assembly.
AUGCCCCGUGCUCUUUCAAAUCAAGCGAAGAUGCUGCAAGGGAGAUCCCGAGCCGCUCGUGCUUCUGAUGAUCAACAAUCUGAAGCUGGUACUAUGGGGUCGUGGCGUGUGGCGGAGGAUCCUGAGCAGGAUGUGCCACCUGAUCAUGCUGAGGCCUGGAGCGGUGUGUUUGAGCCAGCUCGAGCAGCGCAAGCUGAGCAACCUCAGCCUUCACAUCCUGCUCAGGCAGCCCCUGUGACACAGGCUGCUCGCAGCUUUGUGGAUCGGUCGAAUGAGACGCCUGCUGCUCGGCGCUUGAGAGAGCAGCAGGACAAGGCAGCCAAGUCAGGCCGCCGUUCGGUGAAGUUCAACCAGAUGGGCGCUCACAAUGCCAUCAACGUUCGUUUGCCUGAGCACUUGCAGCAGGUCGGCUCCGGCGAGAAUGAGAGAUCAGUGCUGGUCCUGGACAGCCGUGACAAUAGGCUGCAAUCCCCUUAUCAAGGGUGGCUGCUGGAUGAGAUCUUGAUCAACGCCAAUGCCCGGAUCAACAUCUUGAGCGAUCGAGCUCUUGUGAGGUCGCCCUCCACUGGAUAUCACAUGAACCUGUUCAUGCUCAAGACCCUAGAUGGCUUCAAACUGGUGCUGUGUGGAUCCAUGACGUCAUAUGGAUCUGUGCCAUGUGGGAAAUGGGACUCACACACUGGCAAGGUGCUCUCGCACGAGGCUUUUCAGCCAUUCCGCUGGCCUCUCAUGCGGGACGACUCUCCCACUUGGGUUGACGUCAAGGUGAAGAUCGAAGGUCAGCUCUUUGUUCAUUUGGAACUCAGGGGCUAUCGCUCAGACAGCGACAUGACUGUUCAGAUCAACCACGUGGCAGAUCACCUGAUGUACGUCCUGCAGGAGAAUGCUUUCAUCCCCACGUUCGUGGUGACAGUGUUCCAAGGAUGGCGAGUGGUUGCAUGCUCAUGGGAAGUGGGUGGCAGGCUCUACGUCUGCUCAGAAGGAGGUGUUGUGGUAGCGGCGGAUUACCCGCUGUGUCAUUUCGAAUGCCGGAUCGUGGCGACGUCGUCUGAGGAUGCCUUCGGUCUUGACGCAGAUCGACUGGAGUUUAGAUUUCUCAGUGCGGGCGAUCGCCUUGAUGUGGCGGCUAGCACCUGCUCAGUCCCUCCGUCGUGGCUUGUGGUCAGCAGAGUGUCAGGGCCAACCCUGAUCAGGAAUGCAAGCUGGUGUCGAUCGAAAUAUGCUCGCAUCGAGUCGCCUGAUCAGGCUCUACAGUUGGCUCAGCUUGCCAGCAUCCAUGCCCACUGGACGGUGAAUGUUGAAGCCGCUCGUGAGGAGGACACGGGACCCAUCGUCUCGGCCGUUGCCGUGGAGAGCAAUGCAGCCAAUUUACACUUGAUCUGCGAGUCUCCUUUGUUCAAGAAGGAUCGAGCUAUUGUGCCCAUGGAAGCAUUGGCAUUACAGGCUCACAAUGCGGAGGAUGAGAAGGAGACGGUGGUCCUCCCACCGAUCACAGGGGGACCAGCUGUUCAGCCUGUGUGUGCUCAGCCAAGUGGUCUUGCAGCCAUUACUGGCUAUGUGGGCAACGCAGAUCUGACAGUGGCGCCCUUGCCCCCGGAGGGAGUUCUCCCUUCCUUGACGGAACCUGGAGUUGCACCUACACCAAGUUCGUGGUUGGGAGGGUCACUGGCUCCAGCUCGGAGAUCGCUUGAUCAGAGACGUGCAGAGCGCCUGGAUUCCUCAGCGCUCACACCAGCAGGAUUUCUAGAGCGUGUGCAAGCCGUUCGGGGUGAGCCUCAACAGCAGGCUGCGGCCUCGUCGGCAAAGAUCCAGAUCGAAGUGCUUUCUGGGUCGUUGGACGGCUCCGAGAACUUUACGACCCCAACAGCGAUCGCCAAAACGCCGCUGGCCAACCUGGCAUUUGUAUCAGCCAUGGGAGUGAGCUCGGCUGCAGAGUUUUUGGCUAAAGUAGCCGAGUGGGCGGGGUCUUUUGAACCAGCAGUUGCUCAAGUUUUGUUGAAAGAUUCAGGUCAACUUGAGAAUUUUUGGUCGCUCGCAAUCAGAGCUGAGAAGAUGUUCUUUGAGGCAACGGCUUUCCAGUUGGGUUUUGGGCUGUGUGAUAACAGACCUCCUGAGACAAGGGGAUCUCCACUUGACCAGCUCAGACAGGCAGCGGGGGUCCGGGCGCUGCUCAGCGGCCCAAAAGCGCCAAACAAGAAGCUCAAGGGCCUAGCACAAGCUAGCGAUUCUGUGACCCCUCUGCUUGAUCAAGAAAACAAUGAGAAAGCCAAGUGGGCAGCUCGCCUUGAGGCCAUUGGGCAACGUGCCGGACCAGCGGCCAAACUGCUCGUUCAGCAGGAGCAGAGCGAUGAGUUGUCGCCCUCCGAGCUGGCGCGGUUGAGGCAGUUUGUCCUACUCUCAGGCGCUCCCAGAACUAUGUCGGCUCAUGUUCGUGCGUACGAAAAGUUUGAGCACUGGGCAACAGCCUCUUCAGUUGUGCUGUACCCUUUGACAGUGGACAAGAUCUUGAAAUAUUGCCUAGUUUUGGAUCAGAGAGAGUGCGGCCCCUCAGUGGUGCCAGCAUUCAAGACCUCUGUCAAGUGGGUGGCCUCUCGGCUGGCGAUCGACCUACCAGAUGUGGACGAUCAACGGCUGAAAGCCAUCCAAGACCAGAUCGUUUCUUCUCGGGCCACCACCUUGAAAGAGGCAGUGCCCAUUCCGAUUGCUGCGGUUUGUAGCAUGGAAGCGAUCGUAGUCAACCCCAAAGAGUUUGCCCAAGCCAGGAUCUUUGUUUGGUGGCUCCUCUGCAUGGUGUUUGCUUCACUUCGUUUUGAUGACGCCAUCCAUGUCAAGCCCUCCGAGUUGGUCAUGCAAGAUGAGGGCCUUUUCGGCGUGGCCUGGCAAACCAAAGUUGAGAGAAAGCGAUCCGGCACCCGGUUCAUGGUCCCCAAAGUCGGCUUCCGCCAUAACGACUGGCUCGAAACUGGGUGGAGCUUGUUCAAGCUGCUGGAAGUCCAAGACCGUGAUUUUUGGAUGUUUGAGUUGAACUCGAAGUCAGAGUUCGACCAGCGCCCGCCGUCUCACCAGCACACAGUAAAAUGGCUGCGUUGUUUUGCACAUCAAGGGGUAAUGCUCGAUCGUGAGAUCCCUGCGACUGAGCGCAAGGGUCUUAUUGAAACGGUCGACAAGUUGACUGUUCACUCAUGUCGAGUUACCCUACUCGAUGCUGCUGUUCAUGCUGGGCGUUCCACUGAAGAGAUUGGCCUUCAGGCCAAUUGGAAAAAUCCUGGGCCCAUGGUUUUGAAAUAUACCCGAAAUCGCUCAUCUGUCCCAGCUACCAUGAUCAAACAACUUGUUCGAGAAAUGGUUCAAGAAAACCAUCCCGUGAUAGAAGAUGCUCAGACCUUUCUCACUGAUGCUUCUGAUCAAGAUUUAGAUAAUUUGGAAUUUUUCAUCAAGAAUCCCGGAGCUGGCACAUAUUACGAUUAUAAGUUUCACGCUCCCUCAAUCGAUGAUAGCACUCAGACGGCCUGUCGGCGUUUUGCAAUUGAUGAGUGCCAGUCCGUGGGAGACAUUUUGCCAGAUUUAUCAGUGCUCUGUAAAGCCUGCUCCAAAGCCAGGCCAGAGAUCGCGGCCGCAGCUAGUGUUGCUCAGUGCCUUGCGGGUCUUGGGCCUGUCGCCGGCAUGGUCGAUCGCACUACCUACCCGGAUGAUCAAGUUCCCGAGCUAGCAUUGCGGCAGGUCUUCGGGCGCCAGCGGCUCCCAGAGAAUCUGUGCCUGCUCGCAGCCGAGGUAGGCCUUCGUACCAUGGACACAUUUGCCAUGCUCGGCGACAACAUCACCGGUGUCAAGCAGACCCUCAACCGCAUCGUCACUGACCCAGCUCGGUUCGGUGCUGACGCGGCUGCUCAGGAGUUGGCACUCACCAAUUUGACAGCAGUAUGGAAGACAUGCUCGACUUUGCAAGAGCAUUUCGCCUCUCAGCGUGCCAAGAUGGAAGAAGAUCCUUCGAAGGUACCCGAAAUCCCGGGUGAGGAUCAUGCAGAGUUCCGCAAGCAGUUCGUGCACAAACACCCAGAUGUGUUGUUGCCGCCCCACCGUGAACCUCACAGGAAGUUGGUCGAACGCAUCCAACGUGAUUACCUUGUUCAUGGUGCUGUGAUGUUCUACCAGGUGGGCGAGCUGCGCACGCGGAGCGAAGUGAUUGUUCAGAAAGCGGGCAUUUCUAAGAAUGCAGAAGACUUGCUCAAGGUCGUCACGGUUGAUCAACCUGUUUCGGCCGCCUCGGAGAGCCAGGUGAUGGACAAGCUUCAUGCCUUCUUCGUGGCUCUUGAGUACCUCAACAUCUGCGAAUUCACCGCUGCUCGCGGGCCCCUGAAGUAUCUCUCAGAGCUCGAAGAGUGGCGGCAUGAGAACAAGGGGUUGGCGCUGUUGCUGACAGUCGACUCCUUGAUCCGUAAAAAGGUCCAUCGACUCAACCAUGAUCAGAGGAAGUCCUUCCCUACGUUCUCCUCCGCCCUGCUCGAGGUCUUGGCCAACCACAAGCAGCUCUGGAAUGAUGCGCGCAGCAGCGCAGAACUCGACAAGUUCAAGCAGGCUGGCCAGCAAGCUCCUUCUACUCCACCGCGGGCUCCCAAGCGUGCUCGGGAAGCGGAUGAUUCACCUCUCGAAGUUUCACCCAAGGCCAAGAAAAACAAAGCUCGUCGUGAAAGGCAGAAAGCCGUGCUCGCUCGAGCCAAAGCCACCUUGGCCGAUUCCAAGGGGGCGCGCAAGGAGUCCAAAGUCUCCAAGGACGCUCGUGUGCCAGCCAACGAAUGGUCAGCCAUCACCGCCUUCAAGUACUCAGGUAAGCGGCGAUGCCCAUUCUACAAUUGCUCAUUGGGUUGCCGAUUCGGCGAUUCUUGCCGCAAUCUGCAUGCCUGUGUCGAAUGUGGGAGUGAUCACUUUUGUGGGGCCCAUGCUGGGGCGAAUGAGGAGCCUCAGAGUUUGACUCGCUCUGAAGCUCCGAUAGCUCCGGUGGCACAGCCGAAACAACAGUGGCUCCGUUGGGCAGACGUUCCAAAGAACGUUCAUGAAGUUGCAGCUCAGGGCCCUUGGUUUCUGGAAAUGUUUGCGGGGACGGCUCGUUUGACAGACGCAGUCCGGCAGAUGGGAAUUCCUUGCUUACCACCCAUUGAUGUGAUGAUCAGCCAGCAUGUUCAAGAUCCUUUUGAUGUUCUUGAUGCAGAUCGCUGGACUUUCAUCAUGCAGCUCGUGCAGAUGGGGGCAAUUUUCUUUGUUCAUUGUGGUACACCAUGCAACACUUUUUCUGCAGCUCGCAAAGCGGACGGGGGGCCGCCGCCCUUACGCAGCCCCGCCUGUCCGGAGGGAUUGCCGGCGCUUUCAGGCUCCAACUGGUUUCUGGCGCAGAUCGGCAACCUGUUUGUUGAUCGCACUGUCGAAGUUUGUUUAGGGGUCGCUGAAAUGGGAGGCGAUUUUUCUAUCGAAAACCCUGAAAAGAGCUUGAUCUGGAGCACUCGGGGGAUACAACGUCUUCUGCGGUGCGCUCGCGCCUGGCUUAUCCAUUUUGAUCAAUGUGCGUGGGGGGCUCCCUCGAUGAAGCCCACCUCGCUGUGUGUGACUCAUGCGGCUUUCUCGCCUCUGCACAGGCGCUGCCCGGGUCAUCACGCUCAUGAAGUUCUGCAAGGACAAGUAUAUAGUGAGUUCUUUGGCAAAGUGGUUUAUCGCACCAAGCUUGCUCAAGAAUACCCGCACUUGCUUUGUGCGGCCAUGGCUGAGGCCAUCUCAGCCAUUCGCGUUCGCCCUCUGCAUCUCAUGGAGGCCUCUUUCGGGCUGCUCAGCACGGGCAAGCGCAAGCGUAUGCUGGGCCAGGCCAUGCCUUGGGAAGGCCAUCGCCAACAUUUGACUGCUCAGCUGGCGGCGGCAGCAGGCUACCAGCUCAAACGUGGUGCAAUGAAACCUUUGCUGGAGGUGGAAUCCGAGCCGGGUCAGGCUAUCUUGUGGGCGAUGAGCAUCGAUCACCCGUUCUCGACCGAGAUUGCCGUGGAACCUGGCUUGCAGGCGGCUCUACAACAGUUCGCCUACUCCAGUGAGCACAUUCUGCAGCGGCGCUCAGCACUUCUGCAUAAGUGGGGAGCGAUCGCUCAGUCAUCUCUAGAGGCGACUGAUCAGAUUUUGCGGCGCAUCCCGGAUGCCCCUCUGCGCCAUUUGCUGAGGGGGGUCCCGGACCAUGAACCUGCGCAGCUGGGCGUCACUUGCCAUCUCGUGCUCUACAAACUGCUGCUGGCGGCCAUCAAUUCGGUUGAUCAAGAUCUUCCUCAUUGCUUGCUUUCUGGUUUUCCAAUCGUGGGGCCGAUUCUGCGAUCGGGCAGAUGGCCGCCUUAUGAAAAGGCGCAGUCGCCCGUGGCGGUCACCUUAAUGCAAAGCCGGGCCUGGGAGAUCCGGAAGAAGAUCAUUGCGCAUGUGCAAGCUGUGCCGAUCACAGAGAACCUCAAGAAGAUUUGGGAUGCGACUGUAGAAGAUGUUCAUGAAGGAACCAGCUUCUGGAAAAACUGCUUUCUUCGUGAUGAUUGGGCAUUCUUUUGGUUUGGUCUCUGCCGUUUACAAUACAAUCGCCGAUCGGCUGCUAUCAACGAGAUCCUCGUCUCCUUGUUUGGUCUGAUCGCCUUCAGUUUCUAUGAUGAUAAAUGCGGUUUUGAACCGGCGCAGACUGUGGAAUCCGCCCAUCAGAUAGCUCAACAUGUUCACUGGUGGCUGGGCGCAAAGUUCGAUCGUAAGAAGCUCCAACUGAGUCGAGCGCCCACAAUCCUAGGUGUUACCUAUAACCUGGAUGAUUUUGUCUUGGAGAUCAAGGACGACCGUAAGUCCGACUUGAUUGAAGAGAUCGACCACAUUUUACACUCAGGUCUUCUGGAUCCAGGAACUGCUGGAAAAUUGAAAGGUAAACUGAUGUUUGGUGCAAGCCAGCUCUGGGGAAAGGUAGGCCGUGCAUUCUUGCGCGUGAUUUCUGAACGCCAAUACGCUCGUUUCCCAUUUGGUGAUUCCGGUUUCGCUUUGGACGAGCCUUUGCGGUUUGCUUUGGAGCACUGGCGACAUCUUAUCAGAGCUGGUCCUCCUCGACCGAUCGAGAUGAAGAAGAUCAAGAAACCUGACGUAGUCAUUUUUACUGAUGGUUUUACACCGGAUCCGAGAGACGAUGAUCCUCGUCCGGAUAGGGUAGGUGCAGUUCUGUUUGAUAGAAGAUGGGAGGCUCCUCUCCAGUUCUCUGAGGUGAUACCUAAAGAGAUGCAGAAGAACUGGGCCCCCAGGAAGACCCAAAUUGUUCCUGUUGAAAUGAUUGCUCCUAUUUUAGCUUUACACACCUUUCGCGAGCGUUUGUUUGGCACUGACUUGAUUUUGCUGAUCGACUCUGAAGCUGUGGAGUCCGCUCUUGUUAAAGGAUACUCCAGCAAAUCAGACUUGUGCACGCUCGUGUCGGUAUUUUGGAACCUAAUUUUUGAAUUGCGAGUUCGAGUUUUUAUUGACAGAGUUUCAACUGAUUCCAACCCAGCUGAUUGGCCUUCUAGAGACGAUCUCUCCACGGGAGAGAAGGCAGGUUGGAAAACCGUUCAGGCAUGUUGGCCGGGUGAGCUCUUGAGUUUCGAUAGGUAA